GUGCAGUCGGUGAAACGAUUUUGUGCCGGUGUUCGACGCCUGUGCUCUUAUGUGCGGGGAUGGGCACAGCCUCCACUUGUGUGCUUCAUGCCACCACAGCACAUGUCGGAUAGGCGCCAGAGCAUCCUCGGCGUGCCGGCGGUACAAUGAGCUCUACCUUGUUGCUGAGGGGGAAGCUUAUUUAUGAGAUGUCGGUGAAGGGUGAACUAGAAAGGAGUGGGGGAGGAGUGUUGAGAUGAGAGGGAGAAUAGAGGAGAAAUUUGAGCGUGUGAAUAUAAGCAGGGAUGCUGAUGAUAAUUCAGUAGGCGGGGCUUGGCUGGCAGCUUCCUCUGCCUUUCCAUCUGAGCGUCUCUCCUCGUGUUUUUCCUCCCUCCAUUCAUUUACUACAGCACUGGAAGCAUCUGCAGUCGUCGCUUUUGUUUUUCCCUUCUGUUUGUCUGACCGGGUGGACUACUGCGCUUCUUUGCAUCCCGACGGACUAUACAAGGGCUGUCCUCACACAUCUGGGUGGGGGUUGAGGUGUGGUGGGUCCCCGAUUUUUUCAGAGCCAGGACUGGCUUUUUCUCUCGUCCCACAGAGAGAGGUGGGACUGAGGAGGCAACCAAGAGCGGGGGUUCGUAGUGGAAGAGGGGGUGGGAGCGGCGCCUGUUGAGGGGAAUAAUGGUGACGCCGGCUCCUCGUGCUGUGCUUGUGCUGCUCCUCCAUAGGCUGCGUGUCGUCCAGGCACAGCCCCUCAUCACCUCGACAUGAGCGGUGCAGGAAGGGUGUCCUGCUCCAUGCUCAACUGCUUCGGUGAAGAGGGGCCUCCCAGUCUGGAGUACAUCAAGGCCAAGGAUCUAUUCCCCCACAAGGAACUGGUGAAGGAGGAUGCCAGUCUUCAGGUGCCCUUCCCAGUUCUUCAGGGGGAAGGGGUGGAAUAUCUUGGCCAUGCAGAUGAGGCUAUCAUUGCUAUUUCCAACUACAGACUCCACAUCAAGUUCAAGGACUCUGUCAUCAAUGUGCCUCUUAGGCUGAUCGAGAGCGUGGAGAGCAGGGAUAUGUUCCAGCUGCAUAUCAUCUGCAAAGACUCCAAAGUUGUCAGAUGCCACUUUACAACCUUCAAGCAGUGUCAGGAGUGGGUGAAGCGUCUGACCAGAGCUUUAGCUCAUCCGUCUCGUCUCGAGGACCUCUUCGCCCUGGCCUAUCAUGCAUGGUGUCUGGGAGGCAGUGCUGACGACGAGGACCAGCAUGUUCACCUUUGUCGUCCGGGUGAUCAUGUGCGUCAGAGAAUGGAGAUGGAGGUCAAAAGGAUGGGCUUUGACACGCAGAACAUCUGGAGAGUGUCAGACAUAAAUUGCAACUAUAAGUUGUGCUCCAGUUACCCACAGAAGCUUCUUGUUCCGAUAUGGAUAACCGACAAGGAGCUGGACAGCGUGGCCUCCUUCAGAUCCUGGAAGAGGAUUCCUGUGGUGGUCUACAGGCACCAGAAGAAUGGGGCCGUGAUUGCUCGCUGCAGUCAGCCUGAGAUCAGCUGGUGGGGCUGGAGGAACACAGAUGAUGAGUACUUGGUGACAUCGAUUGCCAAAGCUCGUCAAAUGGACACAGGAACCAAGACUUCCUGUGGCGCACCGGCUUGCCAACAACGCGGGGACGCUCCCGACUCAUCGGACAGCGAUUUCGACUCCUCGCUGACGGGAAACUCGGGCUGUGACGACAACACCGUGCCCCAGAAGCUACUGAUCCUGGACGCUCGCUCUUAUACAGCAGCGGUGGCCAACCGUGCAAAGGGCGGAGGUUGUGAAUGUGAAGAGUACUACCCCAACUGUGAGGUGAUGUUUAUGGGAAUGGCCAACAUCCACGCCAUCCGGAACAGCUUUCAGGCCCUGAGGACAGUCUGCAGUCAGAUACCCGACCCUGGAAACUGGCUUUCAGCUCUGGAGAGCACCCGUUGGCUGCAGCACUUGUCCGUCAUGUUGAAGGCAGCCACUCUGGUGUGUUCCUCUGUGGAAAGAGAAGGCCGUCCUGUUCUUGUGCACUGUUCGGACGGGUGGGACCGUACGCCUCAGAUUGUCGCUCUGGCCAAAAUCCUGUUGGAUCCCUACUACAGAACACUAGAGGGUUUCCAGGUGCUCGUAGAGACGGAGUGGCUAGACUACGGUCACAAAUUUGGGGACCGCUGCGGCCACCAGGAGAACGCCGAUGACGUCAGCGAGCAGUGUCCCGUCUUCCUGCAGUGGCUCGACUGCGUUCACCAGCUGCUCAAACAGUUCCCCUGCCUGUUUGAGUUCAAUGAGGCCUUCCUGGUCAAGCUGGUGCAACAUACGUACUCGUGUUUGUACGGUACUUUCCUGUGUAACAACGCCCGUGAGAGGGAGGCCAGGAACAUAUACAAACGCACCUGUUCCGUCUGGUCUCUGCUUCGCACAGGAAACAAGAACUUUCAGAACUUCCUCUACAUCCCAAGUCACGAUGUGGUGCUGCAACCCGUCUGCCAUACGCGGGCAUUACAUCUGUGGACGGCAGUCUACCUCCCCACUUCUUCCCCCUGCACUGCUGUGGACGAUUCUAUGGAGAUCUACCUGUCCCAGAGCGUCACAGGAGAAGAACUCGCCUCCCGCUCACUUGACAGACUUCCGAAGACCCGAUCCAUGGACAACCUACUGUCUGCUUUUGAAAAUGGCAUGCCCCUGACACGAACAUCCAGCGACCCCAAUCUUAAUAAGCACUGCCAGGAGGGGCGCCCCGCCCUGGAGGCCGCGCCCGUCCCGGAUAGUACAUCUGCAGACGGCUCUGACGAGGUCAUACCUGACAGUGACGGCGGGGAACCCUUGCGGCUGAGCCCCUCCGAGCCCUCGGAUGGCGGUUGUGAGGACACUGCAGAGGAGCCGUGUCUCACCACUCAGCCGCUGCCGUCGCUGCCUCUUCCUCCAGUCCACGUGGCUUCGGGCGUCAUACACGCUCCUCUCUUUGCGCCUGUCUUACAACGAGCUUCUUUGCACACCGCUCCCCUUCCUCUUCCAACAACUCUGCUGGAGGCUGAGAACCCGUACAGGACUUCUGAGAGCACCGCGCCACCCAGUCUUACAUCGGAGCCUUCCUUACUGCUGCCCCACGACUCCACACAACCAUCAACCGCCACAAUAUGUCCGCUGCCUGACGCCGACAUUGACAGUCGGGAAAAUGGCCUCCUGCACUCUGCAGACCUAAUGGCUGUGAAGCUUCUAACGCCACUGGUUCCGCUGGAGGACUCCACCGAGACCCUGACAGAUCAAGGAGAAUCUCCCCUCGCCCUGCCUCAUCAGCAGAGCAAUGGUCAUACUCCCGAUCAUUUCAACGACGAGGAGCAGCAAAUAGCAAAAGUAGCAGUAGAGUCGCACGAAGAGGACACGGCCGUAGAUGUUGUCAAAGGAAAAGAUCGGACAUUAGCCGUUGCAGCAUCUCCAAUAGACUACAUUCAGGGAGCAGCUCGCCAUCUGAUCUCCCAGAGCCCACUGUCGGACAUGUCCCUCUUUGGCUCCCACUGGGAGAGCGUUCAGGGCCUGAUGCAGUCCUCCUGCAACGGCGGCAGUCACUGCACCAGCCGCUCUCUGCAGGCCAACGCCUACCAGAGCCGCCGACUGGCCCACAAGCUCCUGCGCUCCCAAGGCUUCCCCGUCCCGAACGGCUCCCAGUUCUGCCGCAGGGAGGCUCUCAUCCCCGGCAUCCCUCUGCAGCCCGCAUGGCCGUCUGCCACCAGGAGCGCCGCCCACCCCGGCCUGAAUGGAGCUGCUCAAAGCAACUGCUCACCGGCCGGCUAUCAGCUUCCGCCCGUUUCACACCCCUCACCUUCCGCCUCCAGCUCCCCCCUUCCAUCCCAGACUCUGUCUUACCUCGACGACGACGGGCUGCCGGUGCCCAUGGACGCGGUUCAGCAAAGACUACGUCAGAUCGAAGCCAGCUACAAACAGGAAGUGGAGGUGCUGCGGCAGCAAGUGCGACAGCUGCAGAUGAGACUGGAGAGCAAACAAUAUAGCACCCCCCCCUCGGAGCCGGACAUCGACUACGAGGACGACAUCACGUGUCUACGGGAGUCGGACACCAGCCACGAGGAAGACUCUCUGUCCACGCAUAGCGAAGACCGACUGUCUGAAGGCAGCUGGGAUCGAGUGGAGAGCAAGGACACAGAGGUCACAAGGUGGGUGCCCGACCACAUGGCCUCUCAUUGUUUCCACUGCGACUGUGAGUUCUGGAUAGCCAAGAGGCGUCACCACUGCAGGAACUGUGGCAACGUCUUCUGUAAAGACUGUUGCCAUCUGAAGUUGCCCAUCCCGGACCAGCAGCUCUACGACCCGGUGCUGGUGUGCAACACCUGCCACGACCUGCUCCUGGAGUCCCGCACCCGCGAGAUCCGCAUCCAGCAGUUCAAGAAGGCCAUCGCCACAGCCUCCAGUUGAGAGGAACGUCCUCCCCCCGGAGCUCGGCAAUUCAUUCACGAGUGGUCGCGCCGACCUGCUGUGGAUUUUGGCUGCGAGGGUGUGGGCGGCGGCGGAGUCGACCCUCUUUCAACAGGGGGGAGGGGGGCUCGUUCUGGAAACGGAGGUGCUCUGUGAAGAGGUGAGGCACAGGGGGAGAAGUGUCCCAGGACCGACUCUUUCUGUUCAGACAUUUCAGCCUGUAGCAUGGCAACGCCCUCUAGUGGUAACCUCAAGUACCGGACACCUGCACUCCCCAUCAAGACACCGUCACACUUGACAGGGACAAUCGGUCGGCGGUCGGCGACUCCAAGCCUUUAACCCGAUCUACUGGAGGUUUUCAGCUUAGGGAAAAAAAAAGAAUUGCUGCUAUUGUAUUUAAAAGUCUAAUUUUCUAUUCUUAUUUUGUGCACCUCUACGUUGUUGUCUAGCGGAGGGCAUCCUGAGACCAAACUGGAGCAAAAAGGGAGAAAUCUGCUGUCGCCGUUGUAUCUUUUGAAUGUAAACUGAGCUGAGUUUGUGUGUUUGUUUUGUGUUCGGAGACAUGAUGCCGAGAUUGUGAGGGAAAUCUGCGUGGCAUGUUGCUGGUAUGUUUAAGAGGGAAAGAAAACAUCUUCCUGUUUUGCAGGGAAUACUGGGAAGUGACUGAGAAUUUUCCAACAGGGUCUGCGAUACAUGUGACGGACGGCCCUCAAAAGGCCUCAUUGUCCUGAUUGGCGUUGUGAGAGAAAAACACUGAACUCUAAAGCUCGGUGGUUCUUUUUCUCAACAGGGGAAGUAAGCCACAGACCGCCCCCCCUCCCACUCCCACUCCACAUUUAAAAUAUAUAUAUAUAUAUAUUUGUUUGUGUCUACUGGUUGUUCAAUUGUGCCAUAUUGUUGCUCUUCUGUCUUGUUUUUUUCUUUCCAACAGCAGGCGGCAGGUUGGCUCCUCGUAUGUGUUUAUGGUACAGGUAUUUAGCUGCUAAAGAUUAACACAUUGUUCUAAUCAUUCACCGUACGGUCACAUGUCACUCAAUUAGCCAGCCUAAUCAUUUACAACCGGAGAAACUCAAGUGUAACAUACAUACUGAUAUCUGAUCCAUGGUGGUGGCUAAAAAUGUUGUUCAGUUCGUCAAUAACUUGUAAAGAAAUGCACUGUAAAAGUUAAUUCCUAUUGGCUAAGAUAAAAGACUAUAUGAUGGA
Messenger RNA from Doryrhamphus excisus (bluestripe pipefish), 5615 nucleotides. RefSeq names its product myotubularin related protein 4 (gene mtmr4). Gene Ontology annotation, molecular function: metal ion binding; phosphatidylinositol-3-phosphate phosphatase activity; protein phosphatase binding. Gene Ontology annotation, biological process: regulation of autophagy; phosphatidylinositol dephosphorylation. The record is from RefSeq and is a predicted model, not a curated record. Lineage: Eukaryota; Metazoa; Chordata; Actinopteri; Syngnathiformes; Syngnathidae. Gene Ontology annotation, cellular component: cytoplasm; membrane.